Messenger RNA from Lethenteron reissneri (Far Eastern brook lamprey), 4769 nucleotides. RefSeq names its product DEAD-box helicase 10 (gene DDX10). The record is from RefSeq and is a predicted model, not a curated record. Lineage: Eukaryota; Metazoa; Chordata; Hyperoartia; Petromyzontiformes; Petromyzontidae. Gene Ontology annotation, molecular function: nucleic acid binding; RNA helicase activity; ATP binding.
CGUUCCGCGCGGCGCGACUUAAAAGUCCCUGCGUCAUGACGUCAUCGGCCCGCUGGGCCACGCCGUCCCGUGCGUCAUGACGUCAUCGUCCCGCUGUGCCACGCUGUCCCGUGCGUCAUGACGUCAUCGUCCCGCUGUGCCGCGCCGUUCCGUGCGUCGUGACGUCAUCACGCACGCCGAGCGAGACGAGCAGCGAUGGCGGCGUCCAGGGAGCGCGCCGUGCAGGACCUGCAGCAGUGGAAGGAGAAGGAUCUGAAGAAGCGGCGCAAGCUGCAGACGAGGAGGAAGGCGGAGAAGCGGCCCGAGUACGUCGUGGAGCAGGAGGCCAUCGCCAAGCUCACCGACAGAUACGCGCAGAUCAAUGUCGCGGACGUUGUGAAGUUUUCCGAUUUCCCGCUGUCCAAGAAGACGCUUAAAGGUCUGCAGAAUGCGGAGUACCGCUUGCCGACGGAGAUCCAGCGCAGGACGGUGGGGCUGGCGCUACAAGGCCAAGACGUCCUUGGAGCAGCCAAGACCGGAUCCGGCAAAACCCUCGCCUUUCUCAUCCCCGCUCUGGAGUGCCUGUACCGGAAGCAGUGGACGGCAGACGAUGGUCUGGGCGUGCUCAUCAUCUCCCCGACGCGGGAGCUCGCCUUCCAGACCUUCGAGGUCCUGCGCAAGGUCGGCAAGUACCACGAGUUCUCAGCGGGCCUCAUCAUCGGGGGCAAGGACGUGAAGGAGGAGUCUGAGAGGAUCCAUCGGACCAACGUCAUCAUCUGCACGCCGGGGCGGCUGCUGCAGCACAUGGACGAAACGAGCUACUUCUAUGCCAACAACCUCCAGCUGCUCGUUCUGGACGAGGCUGACCGCAUCCUGGACCUGGGCUUUGCGGUGACGGUGAACGCGGUGGUGGAGAACCUCCCGGCCGGCAGGCAGACGCUACUCUUCUCCGCCACGCAGACCAAGUCCGUGCGCGACCUCGCACGGCUCAGCCUGCGCGACCCCGCCUACGUGUGGGUGCACGAACAGGCCAAGUACAGCACCCCAGCCACCCUGGAGCAGAACUACGUGGUGUGUGAGCUCCACCAGAAGGUGAACAUGCUCUACUCCUUCAUCAAGAGCCACCUCACCAAGAAGGUCAUCGUCUUCUUCUCCAGCUGCAAGCAGGUGCAGUUCCUGUUCCACGCUUUCUGCCGCCUGCGGCCAGGAAUGCCCAUCCUGGCGCUGCACGGCAAGCAGCAGCAGAUGAAGCGGAUGGAUGUGUACCAGGACUUCUGCCGCAAGAAGUCAGCCGCCCUCUUCGCCACCGACAUCGCUGCUCGAGGCCUCGAUUUCCCGGCCGUCAGCUGGGUGCUGCAGUUCGACUGCCCUGAGGACGCCAGCACCUACAUCCACCGCGCGGGGCGCACAGCCCGGUACCAGGAGGAUGGCGAGGCGCUGCUCAUGCUGCUGCCCUCUGAGGAGGCCGGCAUGGUGAAGCAGCUGCAGGAGCGCAAGGUUCCCAUCAACAAGAUCCGGGUCAACCCGGAUAAACUGAAGGAUGUGCGCGGAAAGCUGGAGGGCUUCCUGGCGCAGGAGAAGGAACUGAAGGAGCGGGCUCAGCGGUGCUUCAUGUCGUACCUCCGUGCCGUCUACCUCAUGAAGAACAAGGAGGUGUUCGAUGUCACGCGGCUGCCGCUCCCGCAGUACGCACUGUCUCUGGGACUUGCCGUGGCUCCCCGCAUCCGCUUCCUGCAGAGGGAAGCGCAGCAAAGGAGGGCAGCCGCCCAGAAAGAGGCGGCCCAGUGCACGCUGGGAACGGAGGGGGCCAGCACGAAGGCCGCGCCCCAGCGGAGAGCGUCAGAAGAAGGGGCGUCCGACUCGGAGACGGAGCUGAACGCGUUCCGCGAGCACCUGCGGCAGGGGGCGGAGCGGGGCCACUCGGCGAGCGGCGGCCCAGCCACGACCACGACCACCAAGACCACCACGACGGCGCCGCCGCCGCACGACUCCUCGUCCAGCGAAGAGGAUGAGGAGGAAGGGGGUGACACGGAGGAGGAGGAGGACGAUGAUGAAGAGGCAGUGGACGCUGCCCCCCCACCAAAGUUCUCGUUGGGUCAGGAGGAGGACGAUGACGACGACGAUGACGAGGGCGCGGAGCUGCUGAGCGUGAAGCGGCGCGACGUGUUUGGGGUGCGGGGGGCGUCGCAGGCGACGGACGAGGUGGAGGACGAGGUGGAGGACGAGGUGACAUCGCAGAAGAAGGAGCGGAGGGCCGGCGGCGGCAGCGGCCGUAACAGCCGCGUGCGCGAGGCCAAGCGCGUGCUCAAAAAGAAGCUCAAAGUGAACACUCGCGUCCUGUUCACCGACGAGGGCGAGAAGGUGCAGGCCUGGCCACCGAUGCAGAGCAUGGCUGCGCUUGACGACGAUGAGGACGACGACGACGACGGGGGGCCGGGAGGCAUCGACGUGCAGCAAGCGCGGAAGCGGCUGCACCGGGAGGACAAGGUGGACAAGGAGCUCUACCGGGAGAAGGUCAAGAAGAAGCACAGGGAACAACGACUGAGAGCCAAGGAGGAGCGCAGGGCGCUGAGCAAGCGUGGACGCAACAAGGAUGAGGCGGGCACCGCCGUCCUCGGCCGCAGCGACGACAGCGACGACGAGCGAGAGGACUUUGACCCCAGCACCCUGCCUGACCCCGACAAGUACCGCGAUGAGGAGGGGGAGAAACGUGGAGUCGCCGACGAGGGCGACAGCUCGUCGCAGGAGAGCGGCGAGGAUGGUGGAGAGCCAAAGACGGCGGCAAUGGCGACGAGCGGGGACCGCCGCGGCACGGGCCCUCUCCGCAAGCGGCGACGGGCACAGUCGAACGACGACGACUGAUGAUGAUGCUGGCGGGAGGGUGAUGGACACGGGGCUGUCUCUGGCCGAAGACGAGGAACUUGUGCUGCACCUGCUCCGCCAGUAGAGGCCGAGCGGCCAUGCAGCCUUUUGUCGGCACGGCGGGGACGUAUGGCCGGGAGAUGGACUCGAGCGAAGGCCGAUCACUGUGAACACAUCAACAUCAUCAGUAAUUAUUUCACAAUUUAUAUUUUUGGGUUAUGCCAUGUACUGGAAUGAUCUGGUCCAAUUUGUUGCGAAACUCUUGACCACCCAACGAUUUAAACGGUCACAUGAUGUACAAGCUGUUUAACGAUGUGCCAAUUAUUAUUGAUUCCCGCUAGAGUUGAAGACCGGAAUUCUGGCAAAGUCUUUACGUGGCCUUAACCCAAAAUUCGAUUAUAAAUGGUAGUAUUGGCUGCGAAAGCCUCUGCGUUAAGUAAACAAUAAUUGGAACGUAUCGGUUUUCUACAUGCAAUCGGAUUUUUUAGACCCUUUACUGAAAUAACAUAAUUGAUCAAAAAAAUUACGUUCGGGUGGCAGGCAGAGGCGGUGUCGGUGGGGAGGGAGGGAGCCAGGGCAGGACAACACGGGAAGGAGGGCGACACCGUGGCACUGCAGCCAUGGGCCCAACAAGAACCACAACGACGAGCCCCUUGGGCAACCAGGGCAGUAUUCUUGGUUCUUUCGGUAAAGUCACGUAGAAGGGAAAUAAUAAAAUAAUAAAAAUUUUACCUAAUAAGAUUUCAUUAUUUCCCUUCUACAUGACUUUACCGAAAAAAACAAGAAUAUCAACCAUGCAGUCACAAAAGCUUUAAAUCGAAAGCAGGGCAGUGCCAAUGAGCCCCCCAGCGUAUCCACAGCGGACCAUUGUGCGAUUACAAAAAUGUUAGUAUCAUUUGGAUCUGAUGAUUAAUAAUGUAUUUUAUAUGUAAUGUCUCUUAUUUAUCCAGGAAGCCUCGCCGGCUCUCAGCAUGUGUGCGAGUUGUUGUACUCCGUGUGGGAGGGCACCAGGGAACCCCCUCGUAGAAUGUGGCCGUGUCCUCGCGGCGCUGAGGAGUCCCAGCGUCCAAAAUCCUCCCGGCACUCACGCCUGCCUACACCCCCCCCUCUCUCGUCUCACUCUACUCCCCUCUACACACUUGCUUACCCCUCCUGUCCUACUACACUUCACUCAAUCCUACCCCUCCCCUCUCAUUCUACUCCCCUCCAACACUCUCCUACCCCUCCGCUCUCAUCUCACUCUGCUCCCCACCACACACUCUCCUACCCCUCCCCUCUUGCCCUACUACUCUCGCUCUCCUACCCCUCCCCUUUUCUCAGUGGGAGGUCGCUCAUUCUCCUCUGCUGUCCCCAGUCUGGAAAUCCCUUCCCCAAGCCAUCUGUCCACUCCCUGUUUAAGUCCAGGUUCAAGACCAUCCCCUUUUCUCUCCACCUAUGGUCGACUGCCUCUCCCAAACAAAUAAGCCAACUUACUUUCUGUAUUGUCUUGAGAUGUGGUUACUUGCAGAUGCCGCUAUGCUAAUUCUUCCAGUAGAAUUACUUCUGACAUUCAUCUGUUGAAUCAAACUUGCAAUCGUCAUUAUUUCGCAAUGAAUAUGCAGUGCGAGGAGCUGGUGCAGCACUGCAUCAUGAACAAGGCGACCUGUGCUAAUUACCCAGCCACUUUCCCAGCCACGGCUGACAUCAGUGGCGAGCGACUGAAUCUCGUCUCCCUUCGCCAGCCUGCACUGAUUAGUGCGGUCAAGCAUCGUCAAAACAACCCUCACGACCGACAGUUGUAGAGGCCUUCAUCCAGCAGUGGAUUGAGAAAUGGUUGUAAAUUAUAUUAUGAAUAUAAUCUUGUACGUUUACACCAUUGUAUAUUUUAUACGUUUAUGUAACUACUGCAGAUUCAACUCAAUAUAAAAAAUAAAUAUGAAUUUGUGACC